AGUUCGCCUCGAACUCCAAACCAACAGACCGAGCCUUCAAAGCUGAAUCCCACCCAACUCAGCCCAACCAAGCCCAAGACCAAACCCUCGCAGCCUCCCAGUCCCAGCCACACAACCGAGAGAGAUGAGCACCGGCGGCGCGGACAAGUCCGGCAGCGGCGGCGGAGGAGCUGGUGGGCCGGUGAAGACGCCGUCAGACUUCCUCAAGUCGAUCAGGGGCCGACCCGUCGUCGUUAAACUCAACUCAGGCGUCGACUACCGAGGCGAGGUGGGAGUAACGAUCAACCAGGAGCACCGGCCAUCAAGGAGCAGCCUGGACAUCAUUGGGAGUAGAUGGGAGGGAGCUGCAGCCAGCGCGGAGCAACAAGGACACGUCGCUGGGAAGACAUGGGAGCAGGCUGCAGCGGUUGGGUAGAAGGAGCAGCAGUUUGUGGGGCUGGGACUGGAGGAAGGAAGUGAGGACGUGUGGCUGGUGGUUUUGACCUUAGUUUGUCAGGGAGUUAGGGCAGAAAUGAGGAGGGUAUUGACUUGGACAGUGCAGAUCACUAUUUGAGCAUCCAAUGGUUCUUGGUUAUGAGAGAGGAAGUGGCACUUGCUGGGCUGGUCCAACUGCCUGAUGGGUCGUCUUCUCUCGUCUUUUAGUUCUUCAAAAUAUAUUUCAUCUUUGAUUGUCAAAUUGAACCGAAACGCAAAUCCCAUCAAGCCGAUUCGCAAAUCGUAGAUGUAUAUCCCCUAUCGAAUUCAAUUCAUGGAAAAUGGCGAAUCGCGAGUCUAAUAACUACUCCCUCCGUUCCGAAUUAUAAGAUGUUCUAGUUUUUUUAUGAAUCACAUGUAUCUAGACGCCUUUCAUUGUGCCUGAUCACUCGUUUCAGUCUGUAUGUAGUCCAUAUUGAAGUAUCCAAAAUAUCUUAUAAUUCAGAAUGGAGUGAUAUGUUCUA
Messenger RNA from Triticum aestivum (bread wheat), 938 nucleotides. Its product is annotated as U6 snRNA-associated Sm-like protein LSm6. Gene Ontology annotation, cellular component: U6 snRNP; P-body; U4/U6 x U5 tri-snRNP complex. Bases 125 to 415 code for a protein of 96 amino acids. Gene Ontology annotation, biological process: mRNA splicing, via spliceosome; maturation of SSU-rRNA. NCBI's taxonomy places the organism in Eukaryota, Viridiplantae, Streptophyta, Magnoliopsida, Poales, Poaceae. Gene Ontology annotation, molecular function: RNA binding. The transcript has 2 exons. The record is from RefSeq and is a predicted model, not a curated record.